AGUGCGGUGCGCGGGGCUGGCUCUCCCUCUUUCCUCCUCCCCCUCCUCACUCCCUUCUCCUUCUUUGACAUUUUUACCUCUGACAUUUUCUUGCUCGGUCGGAGCCGAGUCCAUAAAGGGAUACUGUGCCCGCUCCCGGACUGGUGACAGGAGGGAUUAACCAGCACAGAGCCCAGACACCAUUCCCGGGUUGCCAGCUCUGCCAGACUGGAAGACUGUACACCAAUGCUGAGACACUACACUACACUGGGACUAUAUCAUUAUCUAAGAGGGAUUUAAAGAAUUCAGGUAAUGGAGAAUCCACCAUGGUCCGAGGUGUUCAAAAUGUCACUGAAGGUGCAGACAAGUAACAUCACAAACAAGAACGACCCCAAGUCCAUCAACUCCAGAGUCUUCAUUGGGAAUCUCAACACAGCCGUGGUCAAGAAAUCAGACGUGGAAACCAUCUUCUCCAAGUACGGCAGAGUGGUGGGCUGCUCGGUGCACAAGGGCUAUGCGUUCGUCCAGUACUCCAACGAGAGGCACGCCCGGGCCGCCGUCCUGGGGGAGAACGGACGAGUGCUCGCCGGGCAGACGUUGGAUAUCAACAUGGCUGGGGAACCUAAACCCAACAGACCCAAGGGGCUGAAGAGAGUAACCUCGGCCUUGUACAGUGGUUACGACUUCGACUACGACUACUACAGAGAUGACUUCUACGACAGGCUUUUCGAGUAUCGAGGCCGGGUCUCGCCGGUCCCCAGGGUGGUGCCGGUGAAGCGUCCCCGGGUGACCAUCCCCUUAGUCCGCCGCGUAAAAGCAACGCUUCCCGUCAAACUUUUCACCAGAUCGGCCGCCAUUGCAAACAGCUCCGCCAGAUUAAAGUGUGAGUACCUGCGAAUGCAAGCAGAUCAGACAUACGGCAUAGGGAGCAAACACCCCGCUGGCUCACCUCUACCGCAUCACUGAGUGCCCCAGAACAGCCACGCAUGACGACAAACCACUGCCUGUCUGAGAAACUGUUUCCCAAGCACUGAUCAAUUAACCCUCGCAUCCCCCAUUUGUUAAUAAUAACCGACGGGGAAACUGAGGCACGGAGCUGGGAAGUGACGGGACAAGAUGGAGCUGGGAAUAGAACCUGGAUGUCCUGCCUCUCAGUUCCAUGUGCUGACCAUUAGCUCAUGCUUCUUCCUGAAUGACACUGAUUACCGUAUGUAUUCGGCCAUAAGCCCCUUCUUUCAUAAGCCGACCCCUGCCCAACUUACAGAAUUUUUUUUAAAAAAAAGUCAAUGACCCGUUUCUAAGCUGACUUGUGCCAGGUCCAGCAAUACCCCUGCUGCAGCUCUGCGUGAAAUGUGAUUUAGGAGCUGGUGGGCAGGCAGCCCAGCUCAGUCCUGGCUGGUUCUGGGUCCCAGGAGCUACUAGCCCCACCCCCACAGCUCUGCAAUAAAAGGAAUAUGUGGGUAAUGACACCACCUACUUUGUAAGGUGCUAGGAGAGCUUCUAAUUUGCACUGGGCUAUGUUGCAUGCCCCUUCCUUCACACCCAUAGAGUCCGUCUCUCCCCACCUUUCAGCCCACACUCAUUGGCAACAUAUACUGUGAAGCCGUCUAAAGAAGUAAUGCUCAAUUUCUUUUCCAAAUGAACCAAGGAAAAAUAUUCAGGGAUGUGCUGACUUGACUCUUUUGCAUCUUGUUUCACUUCUCUUGCCGCCGUUCAGCAGCUGAUAAGAGGCAAAUCAAGAGAAGCCAGCGAGGUUCUGUGUUUUACAAAGGGUAAAAGUCAGCGGCUCCCAUUGCCAGCAGUGGGGUCAGGUUUUCACCCCAAAAAUUGCUUUGCUAUACUUGUGUAUCGAUUACACUUUCUCCUAAGGCAUGCACAUAGAAUCCUACAGCUGCAUAUCAAUGAUCUCUCUACUGUUUCCAUUGGUGUGCGGAAUGCAUUUUCCAUGUGUACCAAGACGUACGGAUGUACACCACCAAUGGAAACACAUGCAGCUGGCUGCAGGUGAUCUACUAAUCAGCUGGGCAGCCCUGGAAUCUUUCCUGGAUGGCCCCCCUAGCGCACAGCUUACAGGUAACACUGCUGAGUCCUGCCGGAGACUCCAGCCAAAGGCUGCUCCUUGCUCACCAUUUCCAUGUUUGUACUGCUCGCCCAGGACUGCGCAUGACUCUAUCCCAGACCACCCAGAGCCGUGUCUGCCUCCCGCCCAAGGAGUGGAGAGAGUUGACUUCACGCCCAAAGUCCAGGCUCCAUGUAAAACUAGCUCUUUAUAGGCCAGCUCCCCUUUGGUUGCUGUGAAGUCCCGGCCUGGAAUUUGGGCUGGGGGAGGAUUGUCCCCAAGGUGUGACGUGUCCUGCAUAUCAACGGCUCCAUGCAAAUCAGGACCACUGACUUCUGAGCUGUCACUGGCUCCGAUGGCAUGGGCAGCGUCAUUCCCUGCUGCUCUGGGGGGAAGCACGGCCCCUCCCUUUCGAGAAAAUGGCCUAUAGUCCAAGAAGCUACGGUAAACGUACGCUGAAAUAACCAUGUGCCUGGGGACAGUGGGUAAGGCCAAGAUACAACGAUUGCCCCUGCCAGUUGGGAAUAGCACAGGUUUGGGUGACGGCUAGGACUUUAACAGGGUUCAAAAAAGCACUAGAUAGCCAUUGAUGGACCUAACCUCCGGGAAUCUGUGAGCCAAGAUGGGUAGAGAUAGUGUCCCUAGCUUUAGGGUGUCUGGAAGUGGGUGACGGGGAGGGAUCACGUGAGGAUUCCCUGUUGUGUUCCCUCCCUCUGAGGCACCUGCCAUUGGCCACUGUGGGCAGACAGGACACUGGGCUAGUCGGACCUUUGGUCUGAGCCAGCUUGGCUGUUAUGCUCUGCUACAAAUAGCUAAGGUACAAAACGUGACUGUUCCAGAGCCACCCACCUGUGAGGCCUGGCCCGUCCCUGCCUUGAGGGGACUGGCAGCGAGUGGGUCCCAUCGUAGUCAGCCCAAGCCUUCUCGCUGGCCACCAAAGUGGAAGGGUGAAGAUGCAGGCUGGAGUUCCAAAUGCUCUGACUGCUUCUGCCACACCCCCAGAAUGGCCAGCAGUGCGUUUGUGCGAGCCACGUGGGAGCACGCGCCUCUCUCCCCUCGUGGCACGCAGCUGCCCAGGCCAGUGCAGGUCCUGCGGGUAAGGAUCCAACCUCCAGAGCCAGCUGGGACUUGGUCCUGGAAUGCGGACUUGCAGGAUUGCGCUGAGAACAUCGCAGGCUCCUGUGAGCUCUGGGGGGGCAGCCGCAGCCCAGCUCCCCGCUGCUGCUGGCCCAAGCAGCAGAUGCUCUGCAUAGGACUGGGGGGCUGCUCAGAGAACAGACAGCGAGUGGCUGGGGCGUGUAACAUGCAGCGUGUGAGGAGCUCUGCUAGCUGGGGACUGUUGGAGCCCUGCAGAAGGAAUUCCCAGCCCAGACUGGCUUCGUCCCAGUUCCACUCAGGCUGCAGCCUAACAUCCUGCCUCCCCCAGCGGCUGGGACCACUCACCCAAGGGCACAGGCAGUCACAGUCCCUGACUCUCCACCUGUCUCAGCCGUGGCCCAGAACGGUUUCCGUGGUGACACUCCAGAUUAUCCCCCAUUGCCGUCCCCCCAUCUCGGGAGGGGUUUCAUGG
Molecule: messenger RNA, 3608 nt
Organism: Pelodiscus sinensis (Chinese soft-shelled turtle)
Lineage: Eukaryota; Metazoa; Chordata; Testudines; Trionychidae
Source: RefSeq, a predicted model, not a curated record